UGAACGGACGGCGAUGUCGUUCAAGAGCCUCGGCACCGUUACGGUCGCCGACAUCGAAGCUCUCGGGAUUGAGCCGGAGCUCGCCAACAGACUCCAUGGAAGUCUCGCUAAGAUCAUCGCCGAUCACGGCGCUGCCUCUCCGGACACGUGGCGCAACAUCACUGGGAAAGUGCUCAGCCCGGAGCUUCCGUUCUCCUUCCACCAGAUGAUGUACUACGGUUGCUAUAAGGACUUCGGACCCGACCCGCCCGCCUGGCUGCCCGACCCGUAAGCUCUCUCGCUCUUUUGAAAUAUAUAAUUAGACCGCGAAAUGACUGAUAGCUUAAUGUUAAUAAUUAGCUUAAGUUUUUGUCAAUCUGUUUACUUUCAGAUUAAAGUUAGUUUUUUAUUUUUUUUUGCUGUUUGUGAUUUGGAAAAUUCCUUGCUUAAGAAGAAUCCUCGAGUUCACACUUCACAGAAUUCAAAGAAUUGCUUGAGUAUAAAUUGCAAGAGGAGCUUGGAUGAUACAAUGAUAACAUGGCGUGAUGAAGGGAAGGGUGAUCUUGCUUUGAAUAAGAUGACACUUGAAGAACUGCGUGCAGAGGUUUGGUUAGUUGCACAUUCUCUACAGGCACUAGGUCUGGAGAAAGGAUCUGCAAUCGCAAUUGAUAUGCCAAUGAAUGUCAUUUCCAUAGUUAUCUACCUGGCCAUUGUUCUGGCGGGUUACAUAGUUGUAUCAAUUGCUGAUAGUUUUGCUCCUCCUGAAAUAGCAACCAGACUGAAAAUUUCGGAGGCAAAAGCCAUAUUUACUCAGGAUGCAAUAGUUCGUGGUGAGAAAAGUCUACCCUUUUAUAGUAAAAUCAUAGAUGCUCAAUCUCCUAUGGCAAUUGUUCUCCUUACAAAGGGCUCCAAUUCCAGCAUGAAACUGCGUAAUGGUGACCUUUCUUGGCAUGAUUUUCUAGAAAUAGUAAAAGAUCUCAAAGCUGAAUUCACUGCUGUGGAACAACCUAUAGAAGCAAUUACAAAUAUCCUCUUCUCAUCUGGAACUACUGGAGACCCAAAGGCAAUUCCAUGGACCAACGCAACUCCUUUCAAAGCUGCUGCAGAUGCCUGGUGUCAUAUGGACAUUCGUAAAGGUGAUGUUAUUGCUUGGCCCACAAAUCUUGGGUGGAUGAUGGGCCCUUGGUUGGUAUAUGCUUCUUUGUUAAAUGGUGCUUCCAUUGCCCUGUACAACGGAUCUCCACUUGGACCUGGCUUUCCCAAGUUUGUUCAGAAAUUAUUGCAUUCAGGAUGGGAGAACUUGGAGGCCUUUCACGAUGGAGGGCACGCUAUGAGGGUAUCGGUGUGAAUGAGACACUUAUCAAUCAUGCAACAGAAAAGGCU
This is a messenger RNA of Argentina anserina (silverweed cinquefoil), 1362 nucleotides long. Its product is annotated as probable acyl-activating enzyme 17, peroxisomal. The record is from RefSeq and is a predicted model, not a curated record. NCBI's taxonomy places the organism in Eukaryota, Viridiplantae, Streptophyta, Magnoliopsida, Rosales, Rosaceae.